Messenger RNA from Aspergillus puulaauensis, 2343 nucleotides. Its product is annotated as putative gamma-tubulin complex component GCP4. Gene Ontology annotation, cellular component: gamma-tubulin complex; equatorial microtubule organizing center; spindle pole. Gene Ontology annotation, biological process: mitotic cell cycle; microtubule nucleation; spindle assembly. The record is from RefSeq and is a predicted model, not a curated record. The transcript has a single exon. Lineage: Eukaryota; Fungi; Ascomycota; Eurotiomycetes; Eurotiales; Aspergillaceae. Gene Ontology annotation, molecular function: microtubule minus-end binding; gamma-tubulin binding. The coding region runs from base 1 to 2343 and encodes 780 amino acids.
AUGCUCCACGAGAUCCUCCUCUCCCUCUCCGGCCAGCAGUCGUCUCUCUUCAGCUUCCAAACCGAAGAAGAUUCCGUCGCUGAAGAAUCCUUUCCGAUCCUCUCGCCCCCGGAAAAAGCACUCCUUACCUCCCUCGCCCGUCUGAGCCGCCUUCAUGCUCGACUUCGCGCCCACACGGCUCUGAUCUGCUCCUCACAUCCGUCGGUCAUAUGUCGCGCUGUUUCCACCGCCAUCCGUAGUCACCAUCUCGAUGCGUUCCAGAAGAAGAUCCUUGAGGUGGAGAAGGCCAUCUUAGUCGAGGAUAGUGGCUAUGUUGGAGGUUACGGAAUAGUCCCGCUCGCGACGGUUGUCGGUGAAUUCAAACCCUGGACACGAAGAUUGGAGUGGCUUUGGGGGAUUGGGCGGUUUAUCCAGCCGACAAACAAGAAGGACCAGUCUCAGAGCUGCACCGGUGCGGGUUUGAUAGACCAUCUUCGCGGGGAGUCGCAGACAGGAUAUGUCGACAUCGAAGAGAUCGCGCUGCAGCUGGUCAGCGCCGCAGAAACCGCGUGGAUGAGGCAACUUUCUACAUGGCUGCUCUAUGGAAAUCUCCCUAUUCUGGGAAAAGGCGACUUUUUCAUCCAAGAAACCGAUGCAGGUGGGGCGGAAGGACAGGAUCCGGGCGCUCAAUUUGCAAUUCAUACCAGACUAAUCCCUCAAUUUGUUUCGCCGCAUACCGCUGCCUCGAUAUUGUUCAUAGGGAAGACCCUGAAUCUUAUCCGAGCCAAACGGGGUCCUUCCAGCGGACAUACCUCCGACGCUCUUUUAACGUCACCAGUUACCCUACAUGGAGAACACAUUGAUCACCUUGCUGGGUUGAAGUCACCUAUAUCUGCUUCAAAGUUGUCGACCGCUGUCGACUCAAUUAGGACGUCGCUGUCACAGAGCACGCUUUCAAAAUUAUUACCGCUUCCCAAGAUCCUGGAGAUCCUUUCUCUUUUGCACGACUUUCUACUCCUACGACGUGGUGAAUUUGCUACAGCAUUAGUAUCACAUGCCGACGCGAGGUUACGAGAACGACAGCGGAUACCAGUGACCACGGCCACUAGGAAUAUUGUGUCUAACAGCGUCGACGGCCUUGCUAUCAAGGAAGGGGACAUAGCGACCACGCUGACCAACACCUGGGCGGAACUUUACUCCUUGCAAAAUGAAGAAGACCCUGUAGAUGAUGAGCUUGACCUCGCUACGGAGCUUGUUCGGCUCUCACUCAAAACGAAAGAAGACAACCAGGGACUGGGACUGUUAUCAGGUGAAGCGGGGGCCGAACUGGUAGCAGAAACCUCCAGCGUCCCGUUUGACGACCUUCUCUUUCCUACGUCAACAUCCCUUUCGGUGCAGGUGCGGGCACCCCUGGACCUCUUCCUAUCGGCAUCCGACAUUUUAAUAUAUUCCAAAGUGCACUCGUAUUUGCUAGGCAUCAGACGUGCACAGAUUCGGUUGGGAAACCUAUGGAAGCACACCCCAAUCCGACGAAGUCACCCAUCGCCUUGGGGCCCGCCGCGGAGUAAUAGUCGAUUUGGACAGAGUAGACUCCGGAUGGGCAGGCAACGCGAAAAUGCUAGAACAAGCCAAAUGCGGGCUAUCUGGGCAACAAGCAGCGCAUCUCUAUUUGUGCUUUCAGAAAUAGGAAGCUUUUUCCAGGGAGAAGUCAUUAAUGGGUCAUGGCAGCACUUCUGUGAAUGGAUAGAAGCAGGGGUGUCUGAUUCUGGUUCGACGCCCGGAUCCCGACCCGGAACUGCAAGUUCAUCAAAGGCGCGGAAUCAAGGUCUUGCCACGGCCAUGGAUGAGCAAAGUGAAGAACCUGGAUCGGAGGCGGCACCUCCUAGACGGCACGAUCCAGAAGCCCUCACGGCUGCGCACCGCCGGUACCUUUUUUCAUUGGUACAGUCGCUCUUCCUCAACGACACACCUUUUACGAAAGCUCUGCGGGGUCUACUUGCGAGGAUCGACCACUUCAUCGCCCUCGUGAUUCGAUUGGAGAGCAUCCAGCGUAACAUGGAUCUCGAAACCGAUGAGGGGGUGGUUGACGCAUUGGUAGACUACGCAAGUGAGGAACGCGAAGUAUGGCAAGCGCUCAGGGCAGCGCGAGAAGACACAGAGAGGGGGAUUAACGGGGUCGUAGCACGAUUGCGCGAUAUCGACGACAGCCGAGCAGAGGAGGGGCGAAUGAUGUUCGAGCCGACGACGAGCGCCACUGGGAGCUGGACACUUGGCCAUGCAAAUGGGUGCUCGUUUGUGCCGCGCAAAGCUGCGGGCGUCGACCGACUGCUGAUGAAGCUAGACUUUGGGACCACGAUGGGUUAA